CCCGGAAAGGGGGCGGGCAAUCAUGUGCGUGCGGCGGGAGUGGCUGUGCCGGGCUCCUAGCGCCCAGCCAGUCAACCCUGGAGAGAAUCCUGUCAGAGGCCGGAAGCCCUCGAAAGUCACGUGCUCCCAGGGCUGCACGAAUGAUUGGCUGGGAAGGACAUGAAUGAUGCCGCUGUGAUUGCUGUAUCGUCUGGGCAGGGUUUGGAGUCUCUCAUAAACACCCCUGACCUGUGCAUCUGUCUGGAGAGGACGAGGCAGGGGAAGCCUGCUUUCUCUGCAAUCCAGUGAUCACAUCCCCGUCAGGAUCCCUGCAUGUCCACUUCAGGUGUCGUCAGCAUGGAAUUCUGAAGUCCAUGUGGCUCCUCACAGUAAACAAGGUCUUAAGGAAAAUGCAGAGACGCCACAGCAGUAACACGGAUAACGUUCCACCUGAAAGAAAUCGCAGCCAAGCACUCAGCCCCGAGGUGAGCGUGAAUGAAGGGGGCGUCUUUGAGGGUCUGAAGGCAGAAGCCGCCUCCCCGCCAGCGCUCUUCUCUGGCCUCUCCGGCCUCCCGACAGGCAGCCUUCCCGCCGCCCCGUUCCCAUCCAGCCUGGUGCUGGGGGCCUCUGCCAGCGGUGGGGACGUGUUCCUCCAGAUGCCAGCGUCCAGAGAGGAGGGUGGAGGCCGGGGCGAGGGCGGCACCUACCACCACCGCCAGCCCCACCACCACUUUCACCACGGAGGACACCGUGGGAGCUCGCUGCUGCAGCACGUGGGCGGGGACCACCGGGCGCACGCAGAUGAAGCGGGUGAUGAGCACCCCGGCACUCCCGCCCCUGCCCUGUCCGAGCUGAAGGCCGUGGUCUGCUGGCUCCAGAAAGGCCUGCCCUUCAUCCUGAUCCUCCUGACCAAACUGUGCUUCCAGCAUAAGCUCGGCAUUGCUGUGUGCAUCGGGAUGGCCACCACCUUCGCCUACGCCAACUCCACCCUCCGAGAACAGGUCUCUCUGAAGGAGAAGAGGUCGGUGCUGGUCAUCUUGUGGAUCUUGGCCUUCCUGGCGGGGAACACCCUGUAUGUGCUGUAUACGUUCAGUUCCCAGCAGCUGUACAACAGCCUCAUAUUUCUGAAGCCCAACCUGGAGAACCUGGACUUCUUCGACCUGCUGUGGAUCGUGGGGAUCGCAGACUUUGUCCUGAAGUACAUCACUAUCGCCCUCAAGUGCCUCAUCGUGGCCCUGCCUAAGAUCAUCCUGGCUGUCAAGUCCAAGGGAAAGUUCUAUCUGGUCAUCGAGGAGUUGAGCCAGCUGUUCCGAUCACUGGUCCCCAUCCAGCUGUGGUACAAAUACAUCAUGGGUGACGACUCCUCCAACAGCCACUUUCUGGGAGGAGUCCUGAUGAUCCUCUACAGCCUCUGCAAGUCCUUCGACAUCUGUGGCCGCGUGGGUGGAGUCAGGAAAGCCCUGAAGCUUCUUUGUACCUCGCAGAAUUACGGAGUCCGGGCCACUGGGCAGCAGUGCACAGAGGCUGGUGAUAUCUGUGCCAUCUGCCAGGCCGAGUUCCGGGAGCCUCUGAUCCUUAUGUGCCAGCACGUGUUCUGUGAGGAGUGCCUCUGCCUCUGGCUGGACCGCGAGCGCACCUGCCCGCUCUGCCGCUCCGUUGCCGUGGACACCGUGCGCUGCUGGAAGGACGGGGCCACUUCGGCACACUUCCAGGUGUACUAGCACCGACGCUCCGGCACGCCCAGGGAGAUGACGGAGGGUCCGUGUGGCCGGGUCCAGCUCUGGGGACUUCCUGGGAAACAGGCCGCAAGCUCUUCGUGUCCUGCCUCCCGCCUUUCUCCACCUCUUUCCCUAAAGCUUUCUGUUCCCCCCACCUUCACCUUCAUCGUUUGUUCCCUGGCUCAGUUCAUCCUUCCCUACGUAUGGGGAAGCCUCCUAACUCAGACUCGGUCUCUGCCCAGGUAGGUCUCCCAUCCCCUCCUAGUCAAGGAACCAGGACUAGACAAGGUCCCGCCUGUUGGUUAUUUUACUCGAGAACCGAAUGCCCGAGGCUGCCCACUGGGGAGGGACCUGGAUGUCACUGCCUCCCACCACGGCCCGGGUCUAGAUGGGGGUCACUGUGAAGUCUUUUUCAGACUCAGAUGCCUGGCCCCGCCCAGAGUGAGCCAGGCACGGCAUCAGGCAUCCUGCCUGGAUGACUUCCCUGGCACAGCGGAGGAAACCGUGGCACAGAGCUGGUGUGGUAACCGUGCCGGGGUCACCCAGCCAGCCGUGUGCACCGAGUUUCCAGCCAGGCCCGCCUGGCUUCAGAGCCACCAUGCUGACCCGCUGCUCAGACACUGCGGCGUGGGGCCCGGCACACAAGGUUUCUUAAAACCGUAAGAGGUGAUUUUGAUGCGCAUGGGUGGCCCGGGUGCGUGGCAUAUUUAAUGUGGACCGCAUUGAGAAGGCAAGACUUGGUCCUGAAAUUGCUUUCUUCCCGAGCUCUGGGCCAGGGUGCUUCAUCACGUGUGGGUACCAAGAAAAGCCAGCUUUGGCCCAAAUACAGACACCACUGGGUCUCUGCACCCAUCUGUAUUUCUCUUUCCUCCCUCCCAUCCCCUCCCUCACUCACGCCUCAGAUCUGUCAACAGCCCCUGUGGACAUUCCCUCUCCCCUGGUAGCCUCCAGAGCAAAAGGGACAGUCCAUGUUAGGGAUUUGUCCACAAGCCAGGGUGGUGGCGGAGAGUAGCUCUCAUAUAGAGCUCAUGAGUAGUUCUGUAUGAGAGCUACUAAUCUCUAUAGCAGAGCCACUCCCCUCCCUGCUUUGAGAUCUGGGAGGAGGUGGCACAGGAGGUCAUGUAGAUGCCACCAGAACCCUGCCUGUCCUAUCCUUCUCCCAGCCCUAUCCUCUCACUGUCAACCCAACACAAUGGGCUGGUGCCCACGGCAUUUCAGAGAAAGCCAUCUGGGUGGCUGGGGAGCAGACUAGCAAGAAAGCCGGAGGGGAGAUGGGAGCCUUGCUGCCCCCUUGCCCUCGGCCGGUGUGAGCAUGCCCACCCCGUCCCCAGCAGACUCUGGACACGUGGCCCCCUGCGCUGUGGAGCCAGCACCUUUUCUUCUCCCUGACGUCCCUGGCGCUUUCCUGAUAUCCCUUCCAGGGUUGCAUGGCAUCUUUCAAGCUCUGUUACUAUGGCGAUGGCCGUGCUGUUACAAUCCCACUUGCCUGGAUAAUCAAGUCAGAAAGGGAAGUGGAGGGAAGCAGAGCCCAGUGGACACGGCUUCUCUGUUCCCUCUGCCUUGAGGAAGAACCAAGGGGAAGGGACACAAUCUUCUGCAACUGGUUUUUACCGGAAAGAGGUCCCUGUGUGCAGGUGCCAUCAAAGAGGCUGGAGAAAUGGGAGCUGGAGAAGGCAUUAAAGUGGUAGCAUGUGACAGAGCAGAUAGAGCUGUCUAUUAAAUUAAUUUAAUUUAA
Molecule: messenger RNA, 3432 nt
Organism: Myotis lucifugus (little brown bat)
Lineage: Eukaryota; Metazoa; Chordata; Mammalia; Chiroptera; Vespertilionidae
Gene: RNFT2
Product: ring finger protein, transmembrane 2
Exons: 11
Coding region: 354-1700 (448 amino acids)
Biological process (GO): positive regulation of ERAD pathway
Molecular function (GO): ubiquitin protein ligase activity
Source: RefSeq, a predicted model, not a curated record